CUUGCAAUGGCUAGUCUACGCGCAGUCCAUUUCUCUACAACGGCAAAAUUAGGGCCUUUGUGCUCGUUUCUUCGAACGACUCUGCGUGUGACACGAACUCUGAGCAGCGAAAAUCAAGUUGCGAGUGAAAGUAAAACAAACGAUGACGUUUCUAGUUCUCAAAACCUUUCUGUGACGUUGGAGCAGCGAAUGAGUGCAGAUUUAGAGAAAGCUGCGACAUCUUUUCUAAAGUCAAAGAUUAAGACUCAUUAUCAAAGCAUGGCUCGAGUAGCUAAGAUGAUGAAUCGACAUCCUGACACUUUUACAGAUCGUGAUCUAGAGGAAGCUAUCAAAUAUCUAUUACCAACAAGUUUGUUUGCACAAGAUGCAAGACCAACAAUGAAGCAUCCUUUUGAAAUUUAUCACAGCCACUUGCUUGAAGCAGAUGACUUCACAGAGGAUGGAAAACCUAAAGCUGCUGCUUUCUUUACUGGAGCACAAGAAUAUUUUGAUACCUUAUAUGCGAUAUACGAGCAGGAAGAACAGGUCAAACGGCUGACGAAUGAGCAGAAACAUGGUGGAGGCAAUUUGAUGCAUUUGUCUCACACAGAUGCAAACAGCGGGCAGGAAAUUGUUGGGGAUGAAAAUAGUGCAGCUGCUGAUGAAAAUAGUGCAGCCGCUGAUGAAAAUAGUGCAGCUGCUGAUGAAAAUAGUGCAGCUGCUGAUGAAAAUAGUGCAGCUGCUGAUGAAAAUAGUGCAGCUGCUGAUGAAAAUAGCCCAGCUGCUGAUGAAAAUAGUGCAGCUGCUGAUGAAAAUAGUGCAGCUGCUGAUGAAAAUAGUGCAGCUGCUGAUUUGACGAGACACGAGGAGGGUCAGUUUGCGACUCUUGGGUCUGCUAUUAAUCAACAGGAUGUGUCAUCUCGUUGGCUAAAGAAGGAUGAGAUGUCACUGAAACUGGCCACAGAGUUGAGUGAUAGUCAGUAUGAGGUGAUUAUUGGAAGACUACAAGGUAUGUUAGACAUGCCUUAUUUGGCCGCUACAAAAGACUUUCUGAUGGGAUUCCGCAAGGACGUUGUGCCUAAUGUACAUUAUGGAAAAGAGCUUAAGCUGGAUGCAAGUGGACGAGCGUACUCAACAGGGCACAGGAAGUGUUCAGUCGCUCAAGUUUGGCUGAGACAAGGAAGUGGAGUUGUGAAAGUCAACCGAUGUCUAUUGUUCAAUUAUUUCACAAAAAUGGAUGACAGGCAACAAGUCAUGUAUCCAUUUCUUGUCACUGAUACCAUUGGCAACUUUGAUGUCACAUGUUCUGUGUCGGGUGGUGGCACUACAGGUCAAGCUGGUGCCAUUCGGCAUGGUAUUAGUAAAGCACUUACUUGUUUCUCAGACACUUAUGGUCCACUUCUUGAAGGAGCUGGUCUUUUGACUCGAGAUCCUCGAAUGGUAGAGAGGAAGAAGCCGGGCCAAAAGAAGGCAAGGAAGAAGUUUCAAUGGGUGAAACGAUAGCUAGUGAAGUACUAUAGCUACUGCAUUAAGGUAGUGUACAUGCUGUAUUUAUUAGCAUAAACAGACUUGUCUUUGAUAUUAAUAAAAUAAUCUAAUCUAAUUAAAACCCAUUG
Molecule: messenger RNA, 1595 nt
Organism: Corticium candelabrum
Lineage: Eukaryota; Metazoa; Porifera; Homoscleromorpha; Homosclerophorida; Plakinidae
Product: small ribosomal subunit protein uS9m-like
Exons: 14
Coding region: 7-1482 (491 amino acids)
Biological process (GO): translation
Cellular component (GO): ribosome; mitochondrial small ribosomal subunit
Molecular function (GO): RNA binding; structural constituent of ribosome
Source: RefSeq, a predicted model, not a curated record